Messenger RNA from Darwinula stevensoni, 1551 nucleotides. The record is from the annotation of a GenBank genome assembly. Lineage: Eukaryota; Metazoa; Arthropoda; Ostracoda; Podocopida; Darwinulidae.
AUGGAACAAGAUCAGGUGAAUGCUUGUGCUUCUCUUUCAUGCCCUCUUCCCUCACACAGUGGUGAUAUCAGAAUACCUGUCUGUAUAUUGGAUGGCAGCAACAGCCAACAGCAACAAGAACACAGUCAGGAACCUUCAGAACUGGAACCGAAGAGUUUGGACUACUGCUCCAGGAAAGGCAAAUUUGGAUGGCAUGUAAUAGGCAAAAAAGCCUUGCCUUAUGUGCAUCGCAAUGGGACAGAGAAAUUCUGUCCAGUUCGCAUAGCUGAAGCUGAGCUGUUGAACCAAUUUCUGCUCAACCUACCUCCAGAUGUUAUUAAUUGUACAUCCAUACAAAGUUACCUCAUCACUGAGGCUGAAGUGCUCCUCCUUAAUGAGAUUAACUACAGACACAGUAAAUGUACCUUUGGAAGAGAGCCCUUCACAACACAGGAUCUUCUAGUGAGCAUCUUUGAUGUUGGAGAGUUCUAUGAGUUCCUUCAAUUGUGCCAUCAAAGGCUUGUGUUGCAGCAAAUUACUGCCUGUGAUCGAUGUGGAUUAAUUCGAAUUGGGGGAGAGAGAGGACCUGUUGUUCCUUACACAAUGUCCAAAGACAAUGUGAAAGUCAUCCCCCUCAUCUUUUUUGAAGGCAGAAUUCAGGACUUGCGCAAGACGAGUACUUUCAUUGAUGGUUGGGAACUGGUCUAUCUAAGGUUUUGCUGCAAGGUGCUAGGGAUUCGGAAGGAGCUCUACCAACCCAAAAUCUGUGAGGUUGUGAGUUUACAGAGUGUUCAGGCUGAAUUUCCCAUUGGGACUCUGUUUGAAGAAUUUUGGCCUAUGUCAGUGCAGGGAGCACUGAAUGUCAAAAGUAGUGCUAUGAGCACUACACCCCCUCAAAAUUCUGUGAAUAUUCAAGUUGCCCAAACUCAGCCAUUCAGUGACCUCACCCAGCUGCCGAACUCUUUGAUUCCAUCACAGCCAUCCUUUGGAACUAAUGCCCUGAAUGUAGCACAGCCAUUAACUGGAAAUACAGUGUCAGAAAUCUCAGGUGGUUUGAGGAGCCCUGCAGCUGCAUUUCCACACAUUCUGAAUCUCCAGACUGGGCUGUCUUCUUUUGUUACAUGGCCACCCUCAGUACCCUUGCAGCUUUACAAAGGCAAUACUGGUGUAGCACUCCCUGCAACAAAAACAAACCAUUGCAUCUCUUCCCUUUCUUCAAGCUCCAGUCAGAGUGUACUUAGUCAAGAUUGGAGGGUAUCUGCAUAUGCAAUAGCAGGAAACCCUGAGCAUCUACAAAAUCCAGAUCAGCUUUCUGGAACUGUGGCACUCUUGACUGGAUCUACAGCAGGAAGCAACACUGAUAGGACCAGUGUUGUAAACCAAAUACAACCAACAUCAUUGAAUGCAGUGGUUCCUGGCUCCAUUGGAAAUGGAAGACAGGGUGCCAAGAGGACUGUUCCAGCAGUCAUGGAGGCAGUCUCCAGUGCAACAAAAUGGGAUGCUAAGACCUUGCUGGCCCAACUUGUUCCCACAAAUGCAGCCAUACCAGAUUUCCCAGACCAGGAUCCAUGA